Messenger RNA from Culex quinquefasciatus (southern house mosquito), 1575 nucleotides. RefSeq lists its product as uncharacterized. The coding region runs from base 205 to 1575 and encodes 456 amino acids. NCBI's taxonomy places the organism in Eukaryota, Metazoa, Arthropoda, Insecta, Diptera, Culicidae. Gene Ontology annotation, biological process: DNA integration. Gene Ontology annotation, molecular function: nucleic acid binding. The transcript has a single exon. The record is from RefSeq and is a predicted model, not a curated record.
AAAGACGUCCGAAGCAUCCAGGCGGAAUCCGUGGCAGCUCUACCAGUUACUCAUCAGCUGAUCCUGCAAGAGACGAAGCGCGACAAGACACUCCAGGCCGUACUCAAGCAACUUCGUGACGGAUGGUCAACCAAAGCAUCAUCUGGAGAGUUCCUGCAGUUCUACAAACGACGGGAAUCGCUAUACGAAGUGGACGGCUGCGUGAUGUUCUUGGACCGAAUCGCCAUUCCUGAGAAGUUACGAGCUCCUGUCCUGAAGCAGUUGCACGCUGGUCACCCGGGAAUGCAGCGGAUGAAGUCGAUCGCGAGAAGCUACGUCUACUGGCCAAACAUCGACGCUGAGAUUGAAGACUACGUGCGGAAAUGUUCGCGCUGUGCUGCUGCGGCAAAAGCUCCAGUCAAGACAACUCUUUCCUCGUGGCCGAUUCCAGUUCAACCAUGGACGCGCUUGCACCUGGACUAUGCUGGACCCAUCCAAGGAAAGUUCUUUCUGGUGAUCGUCGACGCACACUCGAAAUGGCCAGAGAUCUUCGCAGUCAACAACUCGACGGCUUCAACCACUGUCAGCAAGCUACGAGAGUGUUUCGCAAGAUUCGGAUGUCCAGUCUCCGUGGUCACGGACAACGGAACGCAGUUCGACUCCGAGCUUUUCGCCAAGUUCUGCCGCGAGCUUGGUAUCGAGCACAUCAAGACACCACCAUUCCACCCGCAGUCUAACGGACAAGCAGAGAGGUUUGUCGACACACUGAAGCGAGCUCUUUUGAAGAUUGGUGGUGAGGACAUCGAUGUUGCUCUACAGACUUUCCUGCAAACCUAUCGCUACACACCAAAUGCGGUUUUACCCGACAACAAGUCACCUGCUGAAGCUUUGUUGGGGAGGAAAGUGCGCACCGUCUUCGACCUGAUGACGAAACCAACACCUGACAUGCCGCUCAUCAACCAACGCCAGAACGAACAGUUCAAUCGCAAACAUGGAGCCAAGAAACGCACGUUUGCGGCAGGUGAGGAAGUUUACGCUGAAAUCCACAUCCGCAACGAAAAGUAUUGGGCCAAAGGUGUGGUGAUCGAGCGCAAAGGACAGGUGGUGUACAACGUGCUACUGGACGAUCCACGACGUCGAGGAUUGAUUCGGUCGCAUGCAAACCAACUGCGAUCGCGAGCAGCAGCUAACGAACCAGUAGUUCAAGCCGAGACCGACCUACCACUAAACGUGCUGUUGGAAGAGUUUGGCGUGAACCGGACUGGAGUUGAAACACAUGCUGAUCCUGUUGGAGGGGAGCUUGAAGAGAUGCCGCUCGAGCAGACAACAGUCGCUGAGGAUCUACUUUCGGUUCCUGAGGAGGUGAUGGCCGUUCCAGGACCGUCACGUCCACCAAACCCGGUACCUGUGGAAGCGAAAGCUGUUGCAGGACCAUCCAGACCGCGAUACGUUUGCGUUCCAAGACCAAACGUAGACGUGCCUGCUCCAAGGCCGAUCGUGCGGAAGAGAGGAAUUGAACCUGUAAGCCCAGGACGAGGACCAUCCGGCAGAAAACGACGCCUUCCAUCGCACUUCCAGCACUACGAUCUCUUCUAG